Messenger RNA from Bombus terrestris (buff-tailed bumblebee), 4936 nucleotides. RefSeq lists its product as uncharacterized. The record is from RefSeq and is a predicted model, not a curated record. Gene Ontology annotation, molecular function: iron ion binding; monooxygenase activity; oxidoreductase activity, acting on paired donors, with incorporation or reduction of molecular oxygen. Lineage: Eukaryota; Metazoa; Arthropoda; Insecta; Hymenoptera; Apidae.
AGGAACUCUACGCAUAGGCCGACUCUUAGUUUUCUUGGUAAGAGAACACAGCGCACAUCGAGUCAUCGCUAAACUCUGACACCUACACCGACUACUUUACCAUGGAGUAUCUACCGAUCGCUUUGUCUAUAGUGGCAGCAGUACUCGUCGUUAUUUACUACUUUACCACGAGAAAUCAUAAUUUAUUCAAGAAGCAUGGAAUUCUGCAUAUUCCACCAACGCCACUGUUUGGAAAUAUGGGUCCCUUGCUUAGACGGCAGUGCACCAUGUACGAUUUAAUUCUCAAAAUUUAUCAAUUACAUCCUGAAGCGAAAUAUGUUGGCUUCUACGAAUUUCUGACGCCUGUUCUAAUGCUCCGCGAUCCGGAACUGAUUAAAGCUGUCACCAUCAAGAACGUCGAACAAUUUCCGGACCAUCGUCCUAUAGUGUACCAGGAAGUGGACCCUUUGUUAGGAGGAAUGUUAUUUUCUCAGACAGGUGACCUAUGGAAGGAGCAUAGAAAUAUGUUGUCUCCCACAUUUACUUCUAGCAAGAUAAAAGGCAUGUACAAACUGAUGUCCGAUUGCGCGGUCAAAUUCGUGGACCAUUUAACGAAACUGCCGGAGAACGAGCGUGAAAUGGAGAUGAAGAGCCUUAUGAGUAAAUAUACAAACGACGUGAUCGCUACCUGCGUGUACGGUGUCUCCGUGGACACAAUAAAAGAUCCAAAUAACGUGUUUUACGUGUACGGUAAAAUAGGUACAACCUUAGUAACUUUCAAAAAAUCUCUAACAAUAUUGAUGCACAAAAAUGCCCCUUGGCUAGCGAAACUCUUGCAAUUUAAAUACGUGGAAAGCUACGUCGAGAAAUUUUUCUCUGAUAUCGUGACAGAGACAGUCAAAGAUAGAGAAAAGACUGGCGCUCAUAGAUCAGACGUCAUACAGCUAUUGCUAGAGACUAACAAGAAGAAGGAGCUAGGAAAAGGUAUGAGCGUGGAAAGUAUGGCCUCUCACGCUUUCAGCUUCUUCUUCGGCGGGUUUGAAACCGUCUCCGCGCAAAUUUGCAUAGCGACGCACCUGUUAGCCGAGAAUCCAGAUGUUCAAGAAAGAUUACAACAAGAAAUCGACGAAGCAUUGGAAAACAACAAUGGGCAAUUAACCUACGAUGCUCUAAGCGAGAUGAAAUAUCUAGAUGCCGUGAUGAAUGAAUCCUUGCGACUGCAUCCGGUAGUUAUAUUCAUAGACAGGCUAUGUGUUAAAGAUUUCGAACUGCCACCUGCAUUACCCGGGGACAAACCUUUCACGAUCAAGAAAGGAAUGAACGUUUGGAUUCCUGUGAAAGCGAUUCAUCGCGAUCCUCAAUAUUACGAGAAUUCUCUGAAAUUCGAUCCAGACAGAUUCUUUAAAAAUGGUAAGAAGAUUAUGAACUCGGACACGUAUAUGCCAUUUGGUCUUGGGCCCAGAAUGUGCAUCGGAAACCGGUUUGCACUCACAGAGAUGAAGGUAUUGCUGUGUCACCUUCUUGCCAAGUGCAAUGUCAAGAUCGGAGCGAAAACGACAACUCCGUUAGAAUUCGAGAAAGGUGUCAUAAACGCCACUGCGAAAAAUGGAUUCUGGUUGAUCAUUGAGCCAAGGAAAAGUUCUUAUCGCUUUGCCCAGGUUAACGGAGGUGCCAAUGGAAUUUGUACAAAUGGAAUAUUAUCGUACGUUACUCUGGUGCUGUCUCAUCUCGAAUACGCACUGGCAAUAUGGACGCCAAGUACUGCGAAAUCCUGUUAUCUUCCGGAAAAUAUCCAACAUAAUUUUCUCAGGUUUCUUGCGUACAAGAGGGGCGACCUGAUGCCAUAUAACGAUCGUGAUUAUUCAGCGAUUAUUGUCUCAAUUGAAUAUAUUAAAUCACCGGACGUAACACAUGGAAUUCUGCACAUUUCACCGUUGCCAUUGUUUGCAAAUAUGGGAUACUUUCUCGCCAGACGGUCCACCUUGCAAGACACCAUUUUGGAAACCUACCAACUUCAUCCCGAUGCGAAAUUCGUCGGCAUAUACGAGUCACUCACGCCUAUCAUAGUACUUCGUGACCUCAAUUUGAUCAAGUCCAUCACCAUGAAGAAAUUCGAUCACUUUACCAAUCAUCGUACCUUCGUCGAUAAGGAUAUAGAUCCUAUUUUUGCCGAAAUGCUAUUUUCUAUGAACGGCGAAUGAUGGAAAGAGCAGAGGAGCAUGUUGUCGCCAACGUUUACUUCCAAUAAGAUUAAAGACAUAUUUAAUCUAAUAUCUGGAUGUGCGACCAGAUACGCGGACUAUUACUUGUCGAAACUGACAGAAGACGAGGGUGAAAUAGAAAUGAAGCAUCUGUUGACUAAAUAUACCAACAACGUAAUCGCUACCUGCGUCUACGGCGUAUCUAUCGACACCAUAACGUUCUACACGUACGGUACAUCGGUCUUGAAGUCCACAACAUUGAGGAAAGCUAUGACAAUGCUAACACAAAGGAACCUACCCUGGCUGGCGAAGCUCCUCCAGCUCAGAUUUCUGGAAAAACAUAUAGCGAAAUUUUUUACCGAACAAGUGAUCAACACGAUCGAGGAAAGGAAACAGAAUGGCACUUAUCGAUCAGAUAUUCUACAACUAUUCAUAGAUGUAAACGACAAGAAGGUUCCAGGAAAAGGUAUGAGCACGGAAAACAUGGUUAAUCACGCUUUUAGCUUAUUCUUUGGUGGAACUGAUUCCGUUGCAACGCAGACGAGUUUUUUGUUCUACCUUCUAGCCGAAAAUCCAGAGAUUUUGAAAAGACUACAGGAGGAAAUCGACGAAACGUUGGAAAAUAAUAACGGACAAUUGACUUACGAUGCCAUACAGAAGAUGAAGUACUUGGAUGCCAUGAUCAACGAAGCGAUGAGAUUGCAACCAAUUACCGUAUUCUUGGAUAGACUAUGCGUGAAAGAUUUCGAGCUGCCACCAGCCUUACCUGGUGAAAAACCUUUCACCGUAAAAGCAGGAAUGAACAUCUGGAUACCUGUUGACGCGAUUCACCACGAUCCCAAGCACUACGAAAAUCCGCAGAAAUUCGAUCCGGAUAGAUUCCUCGACAAUGGAAAGAAGAUCAUAAAUUCGGGGGCGUUUAUGCCGUUUGGUCUCGGUCCCAGAAUCUGCAUCGGCAAUCGGUUCGCGUUAACAGAGAUAAAGGUAUUACUGUGUCACAUUCUCGCCAAGUGCAACGUCAAGAUUGGAUCGAAGAUGUUGCUUCCGUUGCAAUAUGAGGAAGGUGUGAUAACCGCCUAUGCUAAGAAUGGAUUUUGGCUGAAUGUUGAGCCCAGAGAACAUUCUUACUGCACAUUUCAAACUAAUGGAAUAAUAAAGUAUAUAUAACCAAUGGAAUUUGUAGGAACUGAAUUUAGGAAUGAGCGACCUUAACUGAAAUCUUUCUUUGUAUCCUGCUUUGUAUGGUUUUUCUCAAUUAAUCUCGAUACUGAUUGAAGAUUGCUAUUUGCUUUACUUACGUAUGAAAUUUCCUACAUAAUUCGUGGUUUGCUUGAUUAUAUGUUUUUGCUCAUGAUUCGAACAAUUAAUGUCAUUUAACGUAUAACUUGCUAAACAUAAUUGCUUUGUUAGAGUUUGAUAAAAAAUGUUUUGUUUUAUAUCAACUAUUUUGUAACAUAAUUUAAAUAUUAAAUUAGGAAAAUUCAUUUAGCAUAAAAAUAGAGUAAACUAAAUUCAAGAAUGCAUGUGUCUUAAUUAUUGGAUAAGAGAAGUUCUUGGAUUCCAAUUAAUAAAAUAAAGCUAUUAAUCGUUGAGGCCUGGAUUUUUCAGUUUUGUUAUUGUUUUGUUAUUAUUGUCAUGUCAAAAUGGUUCAUCUCUGGUGUCUAAAGAUUAAAUAAAAGAUAUGACUAAUCACGAUGUAUAGCUAAAUGAAUAGUAUGAUAGAUCUAAUCGAUCAGAAAUACUUGGCUUUUUAUUUUAUAUUUUUAGGAACAAUUUAUAGUUCAUUUAAUGUUCUGUACAAAGAUAAAUAUUUUUUUGCUCAAAACAAAAUAUUUUAUCGUAAUUUUUUUGUUGUAAAUUUCAGCGUAGAAUACAUUACUCCGAUUAAUUUCGUAUAAGUACGCAUAAUUUAAAUUGAGAUUGACUAGGCAAUACUCGAUAGAAAAAAAUGUAUAAAAUACAAUAACAUUAGAUCGAUUACUGCUCUAAUAGUACGUACAUAUGGACAUGUACAAUCUAGGUUAGCUUUUUUUCAUUCUUGAUAAAAUUUUAUUUCAAGAUUUCCGUUACAACACCAUCCACAAUAGUUCCAAUCAAUAAAAAAAUAAUCUGUGCACAAUUUAAACUCGAUUAUAUAAAAGGAAAACGUGCCUCUGGACCCUCAAACAUUAAAAUAAUUAUUUGAGCGCAAAUAAAGUCGAAUUCAUUCGGUUAUUAUCCAAGUUAUUGAUUAUAUCAAAGGGAAAUGUAAAAGGGAUGCGUCAUAACUCGCGAAUAUCGCGACCCACAACUCUAGGCAAAUGGAAUUAAAAACACAAAACUUAAAGGAAAUAAAAGUUACUAUGCGUAUAAAUACUUUACAUUAUUAUUGAACAAAAUUAAAAUCUAAAAAUAUCGAAAUAGAAACAAGGAAGAAUGAGACGUCCACUGACACGUACCGUCUUGCACGCGCUCUCCUGAAUACAAUACACAGUACAAUAAGCAAAUAAUGGUAGUUAAGAUGCUACGAUCUUCUCAUACAGCAGCUACAGUGACAAACAACUGACACGCGCCAGAGGAUUAAAUACUAGCAUCAGCAAGGUAACCACGUGUUUAGCAGAAUAUGACGUAUCAUCAGCAGAAACUGAUACUGCAAAAUGAAAGCAGCAGCAAGAACUUUUAAAAAAAUCUUCAAUAAUACUUCCACAAAAACCACAUUAACUGAACCCCUAAUACUUUCGACAGCAGAAACUAAUACUGCAAGAAGAAUGCAACAG